UUUGUGCUGGGUUGCUGUUUUCCAGUCAUCGGAUGUUGAGAUUGUCUGGGGACUCUGUAGGUUUUCAAGUAAUUUGUAAAAGCUCAAUCAAUGUUUGCCACAGGAGACAGAGGCAUUGGAACUAUGCAUUAAACCAUGAGGAAGAUUUCACCCGCUAGGGACGUCAAAGUUGCACCCCACAUACACAGUCAUCAUGAAGAAGUUUACGCUGAAACUGGACGCGAUUUGUGCGAAGCUAAAGCAGGGCCUGACCGGCCCGCUCACAGAUGGCACACCCGUCAAUGGUGUGUCACACGAGGGCGCUGCCCCCACAGAACAUUUUCAGGAGCAUCCUAGGGCAAGUAUUAAGACUCUGGAUGGGUCCGAGGCAGGCGUGUCGCCAUGUCUUAGCUCCAGCGAGAUGGACAAUCUGUCCAAUCACAGUCAGGACGAGUCAAGCGAUCUGAACGGAUUCUCGGAUCCGGACGGCUUCUUGAUGGGAGAGGGGCUCAACGGCCACUCAGAAACACCAAAGACCCUCAGUGGUGCAAGCAAACGUAAAUCCAGACUAAAACUUGCCCCGAGGCGUGUAGUGGACCCACUGGAUUCACACCAGCCAAAUGAAAACGGCUUCACAGACUUAGUAGCAAUUAACGAGGACAGUGGGUUCCUAAGGAGCAGGGAAUGGAACGGAGGAUGCAGCGAUAAAUCUCAGGGAAGCAACGCAAGCGAUUCAACGUCUAUGCAAAUAUAUUUGUCACGUCAGAAUGGCGACUCGGCAGACAAUCAAGGCAAUAAUCAUGUACAUAAUAUAUCAGCCGAGAGCGCCCUCAGUGACAGAUCAAGUCUAAAUGGAGAACAUGAGCGCGAUGCGACUCCCCUCUGGUACGAAGACAGUUCUCAUAGUGAGGAUGACUUUCCAGAGAUGCACCACGAGGCCGAUAACGAAGAUGAGGACAGCGGGAACGAGAUAGACGGCACGGCGAACUCCGCAAACUUGAGCAAUCUCAAAGCAAUACAGGAGUACGCCGAGCGCAGCUUGGCGGAUGACCAGUCCGGUCAGCCGAUUGAAGAGGGACUCGGGACAAACGAUGUUAUCUGUGAACUCAAGGAUGGACCGGCCGUGGAGGACGCAGAAGUUACGUCGACAAUGCGGAACGAGAUCCAAAGACAUCUUGAGGCAGAAGAGGCAGAGAGUGAAGACGACGAGGACGAUAAAGACGCAGAUUACCAAAUCCCAUCGGAUGUCAGGGUGGCCCCGCUUAAGAUACCCAUGCCGGUAUUUGGUAAGCCGGGUAUGAAGAACCCGUAUGACCCAUCGGUGGUGCAGGAGUACGCUAGCGACACCAUGAAGGAGUUAAUUGGGAUGUACGGCUUUGAAGAGGCAACACCCGAUAUCGCCAAAGAUAUGCCAUUGGACUCUUUCAGCUUCAAAAAUAUACUUAAAAUGGAACAGAAAAGUACUGGCCGACGUAAGAGGGAUGCUCUACAAAAGUACAUAAGUCGCCGUGCCAACCUCCAUAUCCCGAACCCGGCACGGCUCCAUGCAGCUCAUUCAACCACCUCACCGAACGACACCGGACACCAUCCGCCGCGAAGUACCAGCGAUAGCAUGGACAGUCCCAACCAGGGUAAUCCAUCAGGAACCGACUCGGUACCCCAACUUGCGUCCCAAGCUGGCGUCGGAGGGAAAAUUGCAUCGCUUCCUCUCUCCACCGAGCCACAACACAAAAUCAGACACCCAACAGUCGGUAAAACGACCAAGACGGUUAAAGAUUUGAUCAAUGAGCAGAAGGUCAAAGAGGAAGGGGCGGAGCUAGAGGAGGACGACGAGAACCGACCGAAGCGGUUCUCGAAAUACGACUUCUUCAUCCAGAGUCUAGAAGCAGGUCAAGCUAUUGACUAUUCAGCACAUCGGAUCUCGAAAUAUGACAGCUACAUCCGCAAACUCAAAGCUGGUGAGGCAAUCCACAAAAUCAUCGGCCGUCGUCAGAGUGCCUCACAGAAAAUCCGCGACAUCAUCAGCACCCAGAUCCAUCGGAAGUACGAGCAUGGCGAGGCUCUACCCGGCUCCGAAGACAGCGCCUCAGAGGUUUCUCCGAAGGCAUACAAUCUCGCCUCCAACAACCACGUCACGACCUCCUCCAAGUACGCGUCCAAGUACGACUACUUCCUCAACAAACUCCACAAGGGAGAGGACAUCAAUCCUUUUGAGAUUAAUCUCCAAGACGUUGCAUCUACCUCCGGCUCUUCCUCCUCAACCUCCCCCAACGGAAUCCCCUCCCACGCCUCCAUGUCCACCAAUGGGUCCCUGCUGGACUACAGCGACCGCUCGGCGUUCUUUGGCGACCAGGGAGACCUGGUCAUAGCCGAGGACCAUCAUCAGGACGUGUCGUUUGGAGAAGGGACAAGUGCUGGGAACAUCUCUAACGGCACGGCCAAAAUGGUGAAGGAUGAAAUCACGGCGGAUGAGAUGAACGUCUUCAGUAAAUACAUCACAAGAUAUUCCGGAGCGGCGCACUGUGGUCAUCUACACUGCGUGUACCAGUUUAAAGAACACUACCACUGUAUCGACGAAGGCUGCAACUUUGCUAGAUUCACACGUAAGGAAGAUGUCGUGCGGCAUUACAACUGGCACAAGAGGCGUGAUAACUCCCUACAACACGGCUUCAUGCGGUUCAGUCCGUCGGAUAAUUGCAGUCCGUAUUACCCAGAAUGCACUAUUAACCUGAAGCAUACACACUACCACUGUUUACAGACCGCCUGCAACAAAGUCUACACAAGCACCUCUGAUGUACUUACCCAUGAAAACUUCCACAAAAAGAACCUAUCUCUGAUUAGCGAAGGCUUCCAGCGGUUCCGGGCCACGGAGGACUGCGGUGUGCCGAACUGCGGCUUCUACGGCCACAAGACCACCCACUUCCACUGCCGCAGGCCGGGCUGUGAGUUUGUCUUCAAGAAUAAGUGCGACAUUGAGAAGCACAAGACCUACCACAUGAAGGAUGACAUCUAUCGCAAGGACGGAUUCAAGAAGUACAGUAAACACGAGAAAUGCAAGUACAAUUGGUGCAAAUUCUCCAACAACACCAACCACUUCCAUUGCAUUCGCAAGAACUGCGGCUUCGUCUUCACUGCGGCCAAUCAGAUGCAAUCGCACAAGCGCAAACACGACCGGCGCCAGCGCAUCCUGGAGUACGAAGCGGCGCGCCACCAGAGAGGGGUCUCGCUGCGGUUGAUCAGACCCAAGCCGAUUCCGAGUUUCUCCUCGAUGAGGCGCUCUCGCGACGCCCCGGAGACGGUGCUCAUCCAAGCAGAUGGUUCCGUCCUGCCGCACCGCAUCAAGACCAUGGAUUACAUCCCUCCUCUGGUCGGCUCGACAUCUCAGAGUGCCCUCACACCAAUCACCUCAACGACUACAACUGCAGCUGACUCGGCUGAGUUGCCGUCGGCGUUUGCGAACAUGGACUCCACUGGAGUGUCGGCAGACGAACUGAGCGACUCACUGAAUUUGCCCGUUGCAUCUCACAUUUCACCACCUCAACUAGGCGAACAAGUCAAUGCAGAGACCGUCACCACUGCAUCCCCAGUAGUAGCGCCACCUGCUGCAGCUGCUGCAGCGUCCAUGGCCAUCGCUACUGCGGCGAUCCAGAGCAGCAUCCCAUCAAACCGCAGCAGCAGCACGGGAAACAAGUUCAGCAGUACGGGAUUGAAGAUUGAGAGGAAACCCGAAGAACCGUGGCAGAAGUACCUCUUGAGGUUCACGGCCAAUGACCCCUGCCGACCCCGUUGUGAGCUGCUAUACAAAGACCACUACCACUGUAAAGUAGAGGACUGCGGGGCUGUGUACAAGUCUAAAGAGGGCGUUAACAAGCAUGCUAGAUAUCACAUGCUCUCCGACGAGGCCAACGAUCUUGGGUUCCAGUACUUCCAACAAGGAGAGAGCUGUGAGGAACUCUUUCCAGGGUGUUCGUUCAGCCCGUUGGCUCAUUAUCACUGCAUGUGGAGUCUUAAACCUGGUAUUUAUUGCGGGGAAGUGGUCCACACCGGCAGCUCAUUAAUGAAGCCUCAUUAUGAGAAGCACAAGUUGAAUCCAGAGCUAGAAUCCAUCCACAUAUCGGCGGUAACCUUCUCAGAAGCCAUGGCCCAGAGUGCACCCAAGGCUUCCAGCAAUCCCACUCCUGCCACUAAAACAACAGUCAGCGAGAGCUCCGAUCAGCAGGCAGCAAGCGAGGUCACUAGCUCUGUGCAGGCGACCGAUCUGCUUCCAAGUACUUCCUCCCCCGGGGUGGCUCCUGGCGAAGGGUUCAUCACCUGUGAACCAGACGUCUGCACGGUCGAGGACUGCCCGCACAGGGCCAAGCAGCACUUCCACUGCACUAGAGGUGACUGCCAGUUUGCAACGGAGAGCAAGGACAUGCUGCAGGAUCACAAGGUCAACGAGAGCGUGAUCUUCCAGAGCUUUCGACAGAUGAGUCGUAAACUGGACUGCCGACGUCCAGGGUGCAAGUACAACCUUCUCAAUAAGCACUACCACUGUCUCCACCAAGGAUGUAAUUUCUCUUUCUUACAGAUUCAGCAGAUGGAAAGCCACGGUCGUAAACACAUGAGACGCAUCUACGGAAAGCAUUUCAAUAAGCCAGGAGGCUCCUUGAUCGGUCCCCAGCAGCUUGUCAUCCCCAUGGUGUCAGCGAGCUCGGUACCCUUCUCACAAGCCGUGUCGAAUCAAAUCAUGUACACCAGCGCAGCACCCGUUCUGACCCUCCCUACAGUGUCUCCGAGCGUGGUGCCCAUCAUCACCUCGGCUAACCCCACCCCUAUGAGUCACAGCGCCGUCGGGUUGAUGAGCGUUGGGAACAUGGGGAUGGUUAAUCAGGCAGGGCUUCCUGUUCAAGUCUUAAGUUCAGCCUGCCAACCCAAGCCGCUGCCCCCGUUCAUGAUCCCACUCACUCCCCUUGAUGAUGAAGACUCGAGCGGCAGCAGCCUUCAACCGGGCACCAGCCUGGCGUGCAACGUCGAGACUCUUCUGAAGUAUCAGGCGUUGUCGAUGAAGAAUUCAGCAGCUGUUUACCAGGCCAUGCAGACAGCUCCUGUUCGCAAGCGGUGCCUGAAUCUUAUCGAGGAGGACCCAGGAGCUCCGUCUGGGUAUAAACGCUACAAGAGGGGACCGUUGGACUCCAUCAUGAUGGACCGCUUCCGCCGAUUCGACCGCAGCGAGAACUGCAACGAGGAGACGUGCCAGUUCAACAUGACGACGACCCACUACCACUGCCUACACGAGGAUUGCACGUACCGCUUUGCAGGCAAGACAAUGAUGUACAAGCACGCCCAGCAUCACGACCGCGUCAACAGCAUCAUCCAGAACGACUUCCGCCGCUUCAAGGCAAACCACGAGUGCGCUCACGACGGCUGCCCGUACCAGGGCAACAGUACCCAUUUCCACUGCUUGCGAUGCAACUUCGCCUGCACCGACUCCGGCAAGGUGGCGGUGCACCGUAAACAGCACGUCAAGACGGACACCAUCUCAGCGGCGGGGUUCCGGCAGUACAGCAGCGCAGAGCCCUGCGGGUUCGUCGGCUGUAAGUACACCCUGAGGUACUCCCACUUUCAUUGCAAUAGAGAGGGGUGCGUCCAGGGGGUCAUCGGGAUGACGCAGAUGGAGACCCAUCGACGGAGACAUCUUCUUAACGUAAGAGUCUAAGACGGUUAGCUUGACUCACCAUGUGCAAUCCCAGGUGAAAGUGUUUUCUGGAGCUCGUUAGAAACGGGGUAUCACCUGUUUCCCUAAUAGAAUCACAUGUACGUAACAUGAUUAUGAUGUCAUCAUGCUAGAAUCAAAUCAGACAUUGUGGUCGGGCAAGGUACGAUCGAAUUUCAUCAUAGCGAAAAAAAAGUUUAGAGAGGAAUUACACAAUGUACUUACAUCUUUAAGGCAACGUGGUGUUUGGUAAGGGGUGGCUACACAGUGGGUACACAUACAUGGGUGUGUUACGGUUGCACAUCGAGUGUAAACCGAAUGCAACCUGGGUGUCUUAAAGGUACAUAGUAGGUAUCCUACCUAGCGCAUCAUGAGUACAUCAUAUGGUAUACAAUGAGUACCUCUUAGGUACAUAAUGGGUACAUCAUAUGGUACGUUAUGGGUACCUCUUGGGUACAAAAUGGGUACAUCAUAUGGUAUACAAUGAGUACCUCUUAGGUACAUAAUGGGUACAUCAUAUGGUAUACAAUGAGUACCUCUUAGGUACAUAAUGGGUACAUCAUAUGGUACGUUAUGGGUACCUCUUGGGUACAAAAUGGGUACAUCAUAUGGUAUACAAUGAGUACCUCUUAGGUACAUAAUGGGUACAUCAUAUGGUUUGUUAUGGGUACCUCUUGGGUACAAAAUGGGUUCACAUUGGUACCUCAUGGUUUUAAAGGUGCAUUACGGGUUCCAACAGGUACAUUGGGUAUACAGCAUAUAUACAUGAAGGCUCAUAGUUGUCACAAUUGGGUUGUUUGAGGUUAACCAUCAAACCUGAAGAUCCAUAGACGAAUCAUCACAACCAGUAUCUACUGCCAUUGCUGUUUUGUAUAAAUAAUACAUAUGCAUGAACAAUGACAACUCAUGCAUAGUCAUGUCUUCUUAAUAUAUGCUAAUGGGUUAAUAAUAUGCAAGUAGCUUUUAAGUACUCACACCCAACUACCGGAUGGAUCCAAAAGGCAGCUUAGAUUUGAAAUAACUUGAGAAUAUUUUGUCCUGCCUUGAAAUAAAGAAUUUCUACGAUUACUUUUGUCAACGGGACUAUCAUAGCAUCACAUUUUAUAUUUUGACAGAAAUUAUUUUUUUU
Messenger RNA from Asterias rubens (European starfish), 6803 nucleotides. RefSeq names its product zinc finger protein castor homolog 1-like. Gene Ontology annotation, biological process: positive regulation of transcription by RNA polymerase II; regulation of neuron differentiation. Gene Ontology annotation, molecular function: RNA polymerase II transcription regulatory region sequence-specific DNA binding; DNA-binding transcription factor activity, RNA polymerase II-specific. Gene Ontology annotation, cellular component: nucleus. The coding region runs from base 194 to 5677 and encodes 1827 amino acids. NCBI's taxonomy places the organism in Eukaryota, Metazoa, Echinodermata, Asteroidea, Forcipulatida, Asteriidae. The record is from RefSeq and is a predicted model, not a curated record. The transcript is spliced from 14 exons.